UGUACGAAUAGGUGCCGGGCGCACCUGUUGCACCGAAUUAUGUGUCAACAUUUUUAUUUGCUUGUUCAAUUCGAUCAUGAGUAAUAAUUACCUAUAUAGUAUAAUAUAUUUUAUUUCACGCAAUCCAACUGAAUAGACCGUCAUAAUAUUAAAAACAAUUUUUUAUUUUAUUUUUUUUUUUUUUACACAAAAUUAAUUUCAUCUAACAUGACGUUACCGAGUAUGUUUUUUUGUUCAGUUUUGUGUAUCACAGCAUGCACCACGGUGACAAGGGCGGCAAAUAUAUUAGUAUUUAUGCCGUUGCCGAUUAAAAGCCAUUUUCGCGGAUUUCAACCGUUGUUCGAAGAGUUAGCGCUCCGAGGGCACAACGUAACUGUAGCUAGUUCAUUCCCUCUAGAUCGUMCGCUUGUCAACUACACAGACGUAGGGCCAUUUAUUCACAAAGAAAGAGAAAGAAAUGUAAUGGAAUUAGUGUACAUGAACUUUAUWACGUCUGUUCAACUGAAAUGGGGUCUUGGUAUAAGAAUGUCCGAUCUAGUCAUGUCGCACGAGAACAUGAAAAAGUUUGUUCAAUCGAGUUCGAAUUCGUUCGAUUUGGUCAUGAUCGAAACGUUCUGUCAAGAGUACACUGUUACCAUGGGCCACAAAUUCAACGCCCCCGUCAUAAAUCUGGCACCUGCGAUGCCCUGGGUCAGUGUUAGCAAAUGGCUGCACGUCCCUUCCACAUUUUCGUACAUACCGGACACGUGUUUGAGAUCAAGGAGCGAUAUGGGUUUUGUAGACCGUUUAAAAAACACCAUAACUGGCCUCAUGCAGUCUUAUGCAGAAAAAUACUUUUAUUUACCUAAAAUGAAGGAAGUGAUGAACACAUACUUCACAUACGAAGGUUGGGAGUCCAGGCCUCCGCUCGAGCACAUGCUGAAAAAUGUGUCCCUUACGCUGGUCAACUCRAAUUUUGCGAUUGGUGUUGCUAGACCGUAUCUUCCCGGUGUUGUUGAAGUGGGCGGAAUGCACAUAAAACCCCCGAAUACUCUACCCGAGAAUCUUCAAACUUUUUUAGAUGUUGCAGAUGAAGGAGUAAUAUUUUUCAGUUUUGGUUCGUUAGUGAAUUUAAAUGACUUGCCAGAAGAAAAAUUGAAAAUUUUUCUUAGUGUUAUCCGAAAAUUAAAACAAAAUGUAAUUAUAAAAUGGAUACCUAAUAGCAAUGUCAAGCUGCCUAAAAACAUUAUGACUGGUUCAUGGUUUCCACAAAAUGAUAUUUUAGCACAUCCAAACGUUAGACUAUUCAUAACCCAUGGAGGAUUGCACAGCAUAGAAGAAACUGUUAAUAACGCAGUACCUAUAGUCGGAGUACCAUUUUUUGCUGACCAGUAUUUAAACAUGAAAAUAGCUGAGGAUAAAGGUUAUGGUAAACUUGUAAGUUUUUUAGAAAUUACUGAAGAAUCGUUAGAAAAUGCCAUCAAAGAAGUACUGACGGAUGUGAUGUAUAAAGAGGUGGCAAAGGCCCAGAGUCAAGUAUUUAAAGAUCAACCAAUGAAACCCUUGGAUCGAGCUGUUUACUGGGUGGAAUAUGUUAUUAGGAAUGGUGGAGCUAAACAUCUUUUAAGUKACUCAAAACAGUUGAAUGAUGUACAGUAUUUUUUGUUAGACAUAUCAUUGAUAUUUUUUGUAUUAAUCGGACUAAUAAUUUGGUUAUGUUAUUUGGUAAUUGCGAAAAUGUUAUCUAAAAAAAUAAAUACAGAUUAAUUACUUUAA
Molecule: messenger RNA, 1755 nt
Organism: Diuraphis noxia (Russian wheat aphid)
Lineage: Eukaryota; Metazoa; Arthropoda; Insecta; Hemiptera; Aphididae
Product: UDP-glycosyltransferase UGT4-like
Molecular function (GO): UDP-glycosyltransferase activity
Source: RefSeq, a predicted model, not a curated record